Botrytis porri is the source of this 1718-nucleotide messenger RNA. RefSeq lists its product as uncharacterized. Gene Ontology annotation, molecular function: lipid binding. Lineage: Eukaryota; Fungi; Ascomycota; Leotiomycetes; Helotiales; Sclerotiniaceae. The transcript is spliced from 4 exons. The record is from RefSeq and is a predicted model, not a curated record. Bases 1 to 1440 code for a protein of 479 amino acids.
AUGUCCGCACUCAUCGAAAAAUUGACGACUGAAGGUGGUGGAGAGUCUGCCGGCUUCCUAAACGAUAUCGUCGCACAGCUAUGGCCCAACAUCGAGGUUGCCGGCAGCAAAAUGAUUAAGGACAUCGUCGAACCCAUGUUUAAAACCAUGCUCCCUGGUCCGCUGGCGACCCUACAUUUCACCAAGAUUGAGCUUGGCGCCACACCAAUCGUCUUUUCUGAUGUCAAGGUUACAAAGACCGCUCACGAUGGUAUUAAGCUCGAUUUGAAUGUAAAUUGGAAUGGCCGGUGUGACAUUGAAUUGGAUGGAAAUAUGAUGCCCAAAGUUGGAGUUAAAGAGGUUUUAUUAAACGGCAGACUCUCCAUCCUACUGUGUCCUCUUACGAAUAUUAUUCCAUUAAUUGGUGCCACUCAAAUAUCCUUCAUAAACCCACCCGAACUCAAAUUAAAUUUCACAGGCGCCGCUAACAUCGCUGACCUGUCCCUCAUUGACGACGCCGUUCGCAAGGUGUUAAUUGGCAUAAUUAACAGUGUGGUCGUUUUGCCCAACCGUAUCAUGGUCAAACUUGACGCAAAUAAUGAUUAUUUCAAGACGUACCAUCAACCAUUAGGAAUCGUUCGAAUCACCGCAGAAAAAGCAUGGGGAUUUGCGGAGGAGUCACAGUCCAAGACGAAGAAGUUAUUUUCUAAGUUGACAAGGGCGAGUCCGGAUUGCUAUGCUGAGAUUGAAGUUGGCGCCGAAGCACCAUGGAGGACGACGACUAAGGAUAAUACUACAACUCCGGCAUGGGGCGAGACACAUGAUUUCGUGGUAUCAGAUUUUGAUCAACGCAUCAAAGUCGUUGUAUCCGAUCACGACCUGAAUUCUGAUGAUGAGGUCGGUGUAGCUGUUACCACAGUCAGGGAGAUGCUUGUGGCUGGUGGUAAGCAAGAGCUCGCAAUGUUGCAUCAGGGGUCGGAGAGCGACAGUAAAGUCGCGCUAUCAUGCGAGUUCUUCCAAUUCACUUCUGAGGAUAGCAAUAGCUUCUCGGCAUCUAAUCAUAGUGGUGAUGGUCUCAUGUGCGGAAUCCUCAAUGUACUUGUCGCAGGUGCUUUCGACAUCAAAGGCCAGCGAGAAACUUUAAAACCAAGUGUAGUUGUGAGGUGGGGAAGUAAACAACGUUUCCAGACAGCUGUACAGACAGAUGCACCCGGUACAGACAUUAACAAUCCGACCUUUGAUCAGCACUUCCGAAUUCCAGUCACUGCCACAGAUAUAACCGAUGGAAAUUUGCGGAUUGUAUGUAUGAAUGGAGAGUCGGAAGUUGGUGCUGUGGAAAUACCUUUUGAGGAUCUACAAGGGGCUCCGGAUAUGACACUACAGGAUAAUUUUGAUAUUGGUGAUGGAGCGAGGGUACGGGCUAGCAUAUCGUUGAGGGGAGUAAAGCCUGCGUCUAUGUAGGGAAUAUCAUUUGUUUAGUGUUGAAGGUAGUCUUCGUUUGAAUGAAACUAUGCAUCACUGUAUGGACACUGAUCAUUAGGAUCUAGUGAAUAGCUUCAAUUCAUUAGCUACUGUAUUGAAGUCUUUAGCGAAUGUGGGAUACAGUAGCCUCAAGCGAAAGCAGAAGAGACUAGCUCUUGUAGCGUCUAUAUAAGACCUACAAUCUCCUGUACUUAGCUAGCUCUUUAGAUAGAAUACAAUAUAGACAUUUAGGACCUACGAAUACUGUGGGUGCUACG